Molecule: messenger RNA, 4530 nt
Organism: Labeo rohita (rohu)
Lineage: Eukaryota; Metazoa; Chordata; Actinopteri; Cypriniformes; Cyprinidae
Gene: wiza
Product: WIZ zinc finger a
Exons: 10
Coding region: 423-3539 (1038 amino acids)
Biological process (GO): regulation of transcription by RNA polymerase II
Cellular component (GO): nucleus
Molecular function (GO): RNA polymerase II cis-regulatory region sequence-specific DNA binding; DNA-binding transcription factor activity, RNA polymerase II-specific
Source: RefSeq, a predicted model, not a curated record
GCAUUAUGUGCUUCAACGUUUUGUUUUAAAUCUGGUUAGCAACGUGUAGCCGAACAGGCCAGAUGUUCUGUGCCUUUGCACAAUAGCAAACAUGAUUAAUCGACUUGCAUCGGGGGAUAAAUAAUUAGCUCGUGCUAGCUGCAUGUGCGCGUCCAUUGUGUUAUGCUGAUGCACGAAAUGAUUCGAGAUAGGAAGUUUGUUUUUGGUUCAUGAUCACCGACAGCAUUAACAAGUCCAGUAAUGAUACUCGUCACAACAAAUGAUUAUGCAUAAAUCUAGGCAGGUAAUGUUACAGAGAGAUAGAAAUGUAAAAAAAUAACGAGAAAAGGAAACGAAUGGCUGUAAGAAGUACGUUGCAUUCUUAGAAGAAACUGGUCUAAACUUUAAUUUGUUUAGACCAGUGCCAGGAGGAGAUUCCAGCCAUGGAGAAGACAGCACCAGACACAGCAAAGAAGACAAACACUGCCACCUUGUCUGGAGAAACCAUUUCUUCACCGUGUCUGGAGAAAGACUUGGAUAAAGACUUAGAUAAAGACUUGGGUGACUCUGAUUUAGGCAUCCAUAGUUGUGAGUUUUGUGGGACCAAUUUUGAAUCCAGACGAGGUCUCUCCAGUCAUGCCCGGUUUCAUCUCAGACAAAUGGGAGUGGCUGUGUCUGACAGUAGUGGAGCCCCAAUAGAUCUCCUGUACCAAUUAAUGAAAGAAAAAGGUGGAACUCUCCCCAAGCUCAAAAAACAGGUCAAACCUGUUCAAAAAUUCAAAACAAAGUCCCCCAACCUCAAAAAGGACACUGGGCCCAAACUGAAGAUUAAAAUAUCCAACCUCGUAAAGAAAAAAUAUGCCCUUUCCUCAUCUUCCCCCAUUGCUGUAAAGGGAUCAGCAGCAUCUGCUCGUUCUUCUUCGCCUUUCGCUGUAGGGAAGCCUCGUAAAGUGUCUUUAAAGAAGGUUGUAGUGUCUACUCCAACUUCAGCCUUGUCUGUUCAUAAGGAAGUGGAAUACAGGCUCAGUGAUGGCAGUCCGUCUACCUCCCUCUCAGUGGCCUCAACCAAGCCUCUCUGGGCCCCUCAGGAAACAGAUGCCCCACUCAAUUUAGAAACUAUGUUGAAUUCUACUGUGAGGGAUGACACCCAUGUAUGUGAAUUAUGCGGAGCGUGGUACGAGACCCGUAAAGGUCUGUCCAGCCACGUGCGGGCCCACCUGCGGCAGUUUGGUGUGAUUUUAGACUCUAAGGGUUCUCCUAUAGACAUGCUUCAUAAAUUUAUUCAGAGUGAGGACUUUAAGGAAAAGGCCAGUGCUGUGCAUUGGGAAGGGUCGGAUUUCGACGAUUACACAUCACCCUCCUCCACUCCUUCCACCUCAUCAGCCAUCAGCAAGAAUCCCCCUCUUGCUCCUCUGUCAGUUAAAGGACUGACAUCUAUUCGUCCAACACCUCCCCCAAUCAAAAAGAAGAACAUUUCUCAGGACAUUUCAGGAAACUUGCCCCUCAGCGAUAAAGUACUAUUUAAAUCCCCUCCUUCAGCCAAAACGCAGAAGAUUUCACAAGAUGUUUCAGAGAACUUGCCACUCAGUGGCCAGAUAGAAUUGAAAUCACCACCCUUAAAGAAAAAGCAGAAGAUUUCACAAGAUGUUUCAGGGAACUUGCCAGUCAGUGGCCAGAUAGAAUUGAAGUCACCACCCUUAAAGAAGAAGAAGAAGAUUUCUCUAGAUGCUUCAGGAAUCUCGCCCCUCAGUGAUAGUGCAGAAUUAAUAUUAUCGCCCCCAAGCAAAAAGCAGAAGAUUUCUACAGAUGUUUCAGAGGACUUGUCUUUCAGCAAGAAAACAGAAUUGAAAUCACCUCCCUCGGUGGCGAAGCCGAAGAUUUCUCCAGAUGUUUCAGCGAGCUUGGCCCUUGGCAAAAACGCAGAUUUUAAAACACCCGCUCAAGGUGAGCCAUCCAAAGAUGUCAGCUGUGAAUUCUGUCAUGAGAAGUUUAAGAAAAGUCAGAGCCUGGCCAGUCAUGCACGCUAUCAUCUGCGUCAGAUGGGCAUCACCGAGUGGUCCGUCCACGGGUCUCCCAUGGCCACUCUGCGAGAGGUCAUGGCCCAGCGUGGUAGUUCUGCGGGAUCUCUCAGUCCCCUUGGUCCGCCAUCACUGACCCCACCUGUAUCCCCCUCUGUACCUCCUUCUGUACCCCCUCUCCUCGCAUCCCCUAAACCCAUUACCCAGCCUUCCUCUCCUUCUCCUGUUCCUCGCAAAGUUCCAAAGGCCAAGAAAGGCUUCAGGACUGUGAUACCAAAACCAAAGGACGAGCCUGUGGAAGUGGAUAUAUCUAUCAUAGAGUCUCCUAAGCCACAAAGUGCUCCCACCAGCCCUUUAACACCUCUGUCUGACUCUAACACAGUUAGAUCACCUGUGAUUGCCCCAAAACCUGAGAAGCAGGAGCCCAAACCAUUCGUAUGCUGUGAUUACUGCGGUGAGAUGUUUGAUACUCGUAAAGCCCUGUCCUGUCACGCACGUGGUCACUUACGACAGCUGGGAGUAAGGUGGUCCCUGAAAGUCCCACCCAUAGAGGCCCUGUAUGAGCUCAUGAAGAGGGAGGGCACUCAACGGGCAUCCCAAAUCAAAUCCGAACCUGCAUCAGGGAAAAGUGCAGUGCAGUGGAAAAAAACAGCAUCCUCACCUCAGGCAUUAACUCUGUCACCCGGGAAAAAAGAGCAAGCUGCUUCAGACAGCACGUCUGCAGCAGGCUGUGAUGCUACUUGUGAACUCUGCGGCUUUGAUUUUGAGAAUCGAAAGGCACUGGCCAGCCACGCAAGAGCCCACCUGAGGCAGCAGGGAGUGGAUUGGAAGGUGAUUGGCUCUCCUAUUGAGACCCUGGCGGCCUGGAUGAAGAGCGAGCCGGAGAAGGUAGCAGAGCUUCAUAAAAGCUACAUGAAGGGGGACUUGCCUCUUGUUAAGAAGGCCUCCAGAAGAACCUCCACUCCGUACUCUUCCUCAGACUCUGAGUCUGUCCGCCUUGGUUCUCACAAAGCUUCAUCAGCAGCUCAAGACUCUGCAGGUCACCCACAGGUAUCCCAACUUUCCAAAGCAACUAGAGAAGGCAAAGCAGGGAUGAGCCACUCCUCCUCAUCACACAAGAAACGGUCUUCAUCAUAUGAACUAUCCUCAAACAGCUUGAUCCAGAUCCCCACAGCACGCAGUGAACUGAACGUUCGUUCACCUCGAGGCUGUGAACGGCGUCCUCCAAAGCAUUUAUCGCACUCUGAGAGUGUAUCAGGGGAAACUGAACCUUCAAAGCCUUCUCGGGCUGGAAACAUUCCAUCCUUGGUGCCGAGACCACCAGAGCAUAGCUUAGUAAAGCUGGUAGGAAAGGUGUACUCCCUUAAGUGCAGGUUUUGUGAGGAGGUUUUCCGAGGGCCGCUCUCCAUACAGGAGGAUUGGGUGAUCCACCUACAGCAGCACAUCCUCAAGCUGAAGAAAGAUUCAGCCUCAGCCUCAUCACCGCAGCCUCCUCUCAGUCACAGCGACGCGCCGCUGCUCAUUGGCCCUCAGGCUGUCUAGAUGCUCUUUCUGCUGUGGUCUUUCUUUUCAAAUUAUGCAAUUACACUACACUGACUUUUAAAUUACAAGUAUAGCUUUAUUACCUGGACCUUGACUGUCAACUGUGAUGUGGAUUUUGUCCUGUUUCAUUGAGUUUUUCUAAGACACUACUGAAAGAGCUUGACCACAGAAGUUUUUACACAUCAGGUGUUGUCCAGUGGUGUGAUUGGGAUGAUUUGAAUGUAUUUUACUUUUGUAUUGUAUUUCACUGUUUACAAUGUGUUACCACAUUUUAGCUGUUUUCUUGAUUAACAAGAUUUCAAACCUGUUUGAUAUUGUACUUAAAGUUUGAAACAGUACUUAAAGUGUUUAGUUUUAAAUGAGGUUUUAUUGUUUUAUGAACAAAAUUGUGUAGACCAGCAUUUGGUCAUUGAGAUGAAGAUAUUGUUCUUAUUUUUUAAUGUAGUGCUUAGAAUUUUGAAAGCAGUGCUUCUUACAAUGACCUGAUUUUUCAAUGCCAAAAAAAUGCAAUAAAACAGAUUUCUACAGAUUUUCAUUUCUAUGUAUUUUACAGAAACCAGCACUACUUCUCUGCAGGCCUUGUCAUGUGAUCCCAGCAUUAAAUGAAACUUUAAUAUGUCUUGUUUUUACUAACACUUUUUUUUUUUUUUUUGUAUAUUUUUAACAGUACCAGAUAAAUUAGUCAGCAGUGUGAUUCUAUUACAUGUACUUGUGUAUUUGUCUUUGUAAAAUGCUGUGCCAGUGUCUGGUUGGAGUAAAGGCUGUUUUAUACUCCAACAGCAAAUAUUAAAUACUUUCCAGAAUGUAUAUGGAAAUAUACAUUUCCAUAUACGUUAUUUCUCUGUUUUUUUUUCACCGUCAUCUUGGUCUCAGGUUUUGCAAGGUUUAAUUCAAUAAUCUUUGAAUUAAACUGUCCAUGGCAAGCUGUUGUCCUUGCAAAAUAAUUGAAUUAAGUGCAGUAUUAAGACAGCUUUUAUACCUGCAUUUGAUA